GGGUUCUUCUCGUUUUGUUCAAUCUUUUGAAAGUUGAAAGCUUUUUGUCAAAUUGGUUUCUUUGCUAUGAAGAAAAUAGGAGGCUGCUUGCAUUUGUUGUUAUUGGUCCUUGUUUGACUGGCUGGUCUUUCCUCUUGAUUUCUAUCUGGAAAAUCUGCUGCUUCUUUUGCUUCUGAGUUCAGAAGCGCUUAUAAACUUGGAAUUGGAGUUAAUUCUGAGCGUUUAAUCCAACAAGGAAGAAGUAUGGUGGGAUUUUCUUUUCCCUUUGGUUUAGUGUCCAUAUCUGGCUAUCUUGCCCCUGAGAAAGAAUUUCACUUGCUGGCAUCUGUCCUCUUUGGCAUCUUUCUCUGCGAUAUUGUUUACAGAUUAACGCGCCUUAUUAGCCUUCUCACCGUUGAGGGAUAUGACAAACUCAGCAAAGCAGAAAAAGUUGAAUGGAACAACCGGGGGUUCUCAACUGUUCAUGCUAUUGCCGUAGCAUUUGCAUCAUUUUACCUUGUAGUGUUGUCAGAUACUUUUCAUGAGGAUCAUCGUGAUGAGCCAAUCAUUAGCAGAAGAUCUACCUUUUCAAAUACAACAUUGGGGAUCUCCAUCGGAUAUUUUCUGUCAGACUUGGGAAUGAUUUUGUGGUAUUUUCCUGCUUUAGGUGGACUGGAGUAUGUUUUGCAUCAUGCACUAUCUAUGUACUCGAUCUUUCUCUCCCUUUUAAGUGGAAAAGGCCACAUUUACAUACUAAUGGUUCUGUUCUCUGAGAGCACGACUCCUUUCGUAAACAUGAGAUGGUACUUGGAUGUUGCUGGUAAGAAGAACUCUAACCUGUACGUCGUCAAUGGCGCAGCAUUGUUCCUGGGGUGGCUGGUGGCAAGGAUUCUUUUGUUCAUUUACUUUUUCGUCCACUUGUUUAUCCAUUUCAAUCAAGUCAAGACAAUUUUCCCUCUGGGAUUUUACAGCUUGUUCCUGGUGGCUCCAAUGCUGGCUACAAUGAAUCUCAUUUGGUUUUGGAAGAUCACCAAAGGUUUGAUCAAAACUGUUUCCAAGGCCAAACACAGUCAGUGAUCCUUCUAUCUCGAGAGUCGGGAAUUCGACGUACCCCGAUGUCCAUUAGUCGUACGUCUUCUUCCCUUGUUUCUUGAUUGAAUGUGAAAGAUGAAUAGAACAAUCACUAGAUGUGGAUAAUUUGAUGGUACAUAAAUAUCUGCCACAAAGUUUUGGUUCUCAAAUCAACGUUUAUGUCAUUUUUUGGUUACUAUUGGAGAUUAAACUCGAAAACUAGACCCGACGAAAUCAUAUACUGCACCAUUUUUCACGAAGAGUUCGGGACCUUCGGGUCAAAUGUCGAGUGAUUUUCAGACACCAAUUUUCUCUCAAUGUACAACUUGUUUACUUUUAGCAUUUGAAUUGAAUAAAACUAAGAAAACUCAAUUGAUAGAUAUAAA
This is a messenger RNA of Malus domestica (apple), 1436 nucleotides long. NCBI's taxonomy places the organism in Eukaryota, Viridiplantae, Streptophyta, Magnoliopsida, Rosales, Rosaceae. The record is from RefSeq and is a predicted model, not a curated record.